AUGAGUACAGAAUGUGUUAAUGUGCAUGGUGAUGUAAUAAUCAAUUAUGAAAACCAGGAUCUUGCGUAUAUGUUUGAAUCCGUUGAGAGCAUUUUUGGAAGCUUGAUUAUUUAUGGAACUAAUUUGACAAGUAUUGAUUUCCUUGGAAAACUGGAACAUAUUAUUUCAUUGACAGAAGAGCAGCCAGCUCUUAUAGUUGAAAUGAACUCCAUCCUAUCAAACGUAUCGUUUCCAAGUCUACAGAGAGUUCAAUCCCGUGCGUAUGUACCAGUUCUGUUUAAUAAUAACAGUGUAUCGCUUGUGAAAGAUCCUAGUUACUGUUAUGAUAUUAGAAACAGUGUGACGACAAGUGAUACGUGGAUCGUCAAGUUUGAUGAUCAAGUUUGUGAAGACGUUGAAAAAGCUGCCGCUGCUUCAGUAGUCAAGGACAAGUCUACGAGAGGAGCUCACUUGCAACUAUUUCUGAUAACUAUUGUUUCGAUCGGUGUUCUUUUUAAUUUUUAA
This is a messenger RNA of Caenorhabditis remanei, 504 nucleotides long. RefSeq lists its product as uncharacterized. NCBI's taxonomy places the organism in Eukaryota, Metazoa, Nematoda, Chromadorea, Rhabditida, Rhabditidae. The coding region runs from base 1 to 504 and encodes 167 amino acids. The record is from RefSeq and is a predicted model, not a curated record. The transcript is spliced from 4 exons.